This is a messenger RNA of Penicillium angulare, 1320 nucleotides long. Its product is annotated as pepsin-like aspartic protease. Bases 1 to 1320 code for a protein of 439 amino acids. The transcript is spliced from 3 exons. Lineage: Eukaryota; Fungi; Ascomycota; Eurotiomycetes; Eurotiales; Aspergillaceae. Gene Ontology annotation, biological process: proteolysis. Gene Ontology annotation, molecular function: aspartic-type endopeptidase activity. The record is from RefSeq and is a predicted model, not a curated record.
AUGCAUCUUAUACUUUCUCUUAUUCUCGUAGUAUGUCUGAGCUACGAAGUGUUAGCCGCUCCAUCAGGCUUACUUCGACCUGUUCGAAAAAGCAGGUCCUUCCGCGUUGAACGGGUCAAACGCAGCAACUAUGUGCGUGAUGGAUCUACCGCUAUUCGCAAAGCAUAUCGCAAAUAUGGGAUCUCAGCUUCUCAAAUGGACGGCGGAGGUAUGGAUGAUUUCGAGCCAUUCUUCGGUGGCUUUGGCGGAUUUGGUGGCAAUGGACAUCAGAGCUCUUCAACUUCAUCAAGCAGCAGUGAUAGCUCGACCGAUUCAGACCAGGAGGGAACAGUCACUGCUACGUCGGUGGAGGGUGGAUCUGAAUUUGUGUCACCCGUUGUGAUUGGUGGUCAGAAUAUUACACUGGACUUUGAUACUGGGUCUGCAGAUAUGUGGGUUAUGAACACCCUUCUUUCAUCCUCGGCGACAAAAGGCCAUGAGACCUAUGACCCCGAGAAGUCUAGUACCUUCCAAUACGUGAAUGGGGAGUUCGAUAUCUCUUACGGAGACAGUUCCUCUGCGGCUGGCUACCUAGGUCAAGAUACAGUUAACAUCGGCGGAGCGAUUGUUAAAAAUCAGGUCUUUGGUCUCCCAGUCGAAGUGUCCAGUGAAUUCAUCGAGGAUACAAGCUCCAACGGACUGGUUGGACUUAGCUUUUCAUCACUGAACAGCUUCGAGCCAGGUCCUCAGAAGACCUUCUUCGAUAAUAUCGCAGCAGAACUUGAAGAACCGGUCUUCACAGCUCGUCUGCGUAGCGACGGAGUCGGCGAGUAUGGAUUCGGCAAAAUCGAUCACAGUUUGUAUACCGGAAUAAUGGCGAAUAUUAGUAUCGAUUCAUCGGCUGGAUUCUGGCAGUUUGAUUCAACUCAAUACGCUGUUGGGUCGGGGGCUACGCGCGAAAUAACCAAUGUCACAGCUGCUAUUGCUGACACUGGUACCACGCUGUUGCUGCUUAGUCCGGAUGUCGUUGAAGUGUAUUAUGAGGCGGUCAAAGGAUCCUCUUAUUCGAGUAGUGUGGGUGGAUACAUUUAUCCAUGCUCUGUCGAUUUGCCUAAUUUGACUCUGGGGAUGGGUUCAUCGUUCAAGGCGGUUGUUCCGGGAUCAGUGUUGGAGUAUGCUGAAGUUGGUACUAAUAAAACGUCGGGUGAAACGAUGUGCUAUGGUGGUGUACAAUCAUGUUCUGGAUCCGACUUCCAGAUCUUUGGUGAUAUGUUCUUGAGGUCAUAUUAUGUUGUUUUCGACAAGCGUGGCCCAUCUUUGGGCGUUGCAACUCAUACGUGA